Molecule: messenger RNA, 4385 nt
Organism: Thalassophryne amazonica
Lineage: Eukaryota; Metazoa; Chordata; Actinopteri; Batrachoidiformes; Batrachoididae
Product: alpha-actinin-4
Exons: 22
Coding region: 173-2875 (900 amino acids)
Biological process (GO): actin cytoskeleton organization; muscle cell development
Cellular component (GO): plasma membrane; Z disc; cell junction
Molecular function (GO): calcium ion binding; actin filament binding
Source: RefSeq, a predicted model, not a curated record
AGCACUCAGAGCAGAAACGAAGCUUUUCUCGCAGCGGCGGCGUACAGCACGUACAAAAAUCCACUGCAAGACAAGAACACUUUCUUUAGUCACAUAGCCCUCCCCAUCCCGCCGUUUUUACCUGUUCAGUUGUUUUUUUGUUUGUUUGUUUGGCGCACUCCGGUUUGCUGACAUGGUAGAUUAUCACGCCGUCAAUAACCCGAGUGCUCCCGGCGGGCCGCAGCAGACCUACAUGGAGCAGGAGAACGACUGGGACCGGGACCUGCUUUUGGACCCGGCCUGGGAGAAGCAGCAGAGGAAGACGUUCACAGCAUGGUGCAACUCCCAUCUGCGGAAGGCUGGAACUCAGAUUGAAAAUAUUGAUGAGGAUUUCAGAGAUGGGCUCAAACUCAUGUUGCUGCUGGAGGUCAUCUCAGGUGAACGGUUACCCAAGCCUGAGCGAGGCAAGAUGAGAGUCCACAAGAUCAACAACGUGAACAAAGCACUAGACUUCAUUGCCAGCAAAGGAGUCAAACUGGUCUCCAUUGGAGCAGAGGAAAUUGUGGAUGGAAACACAAAGAUGACCCUGGGAAUGAUCUGGACCAUCAUCCUUCGCUUUGCCAUCCAAGACAUCUCUGUUGAAGAGACCUCUGCAAAGGAGGGUCUACUGCUGUGGUGCCAGAGGAAAACCGCUCCCUACAAGAAUGUCAAUGUGCAGAACUUCCACAUAAGCUGGAAGGAUGGUCUUGCCUUCAACGCCCUGAUCCACAGACACAGACCUGAGCUCAUCGAUUACGACAAACUCAGAAAGGAUGACCCAUUGACCAAUCUGAACAAUGCCUUCGAGGUGGCUGAAAAACACCUGGACAUCCCCAAGAUGUUGGAUGCAGAAGACAUCGUGGGCACGCUGAGGCCGGAUGAGAAGGCCAUAAUGACCUAUGUGUCCAGCUUCUAUCAUGCCUUCUCUGGUGCUCAGAAGGCCGAGACAGCUGCUAAUCGCAUCUGCAAAGUGCUUGCUGUCAACCAAGAGAAUGAGCACCUGAUGGAGGACUAUGAGAAGCUGGCCAGUGAUCUGCUGGAGUGGAUCCGGCAAACCAUUCCUUGGCUGGAGAACCGAGCCCCAGAGAAGACCAUGGCUGAGAUGCAGCAGAAACUUGAGGACUUCAGAGAUUACCGUCGUGUCCACAAACCACCCAAAGUCCAGGAGAAGUGCCAGCUGGAGAUUAACUUCAACACCCUGCAGACUAAACUCAGACUCAGCAACCGACCUGCCUUCAUGCCAUCAGAGGGGCGCAUGGUGUCUGAUAUAAACGGUGCAUGGCACACUUUGGAGGGAGCAGAAAAGGGCUACGAGGAGUGGCUCCUCUAUGAGAUGAGACGUCUUGAGAGACUGGAUCAUCUGGCUGAGAAAUUUCGCCAGAAGGCUAACAUCCAUGAAUGCUGGACUGAAGGUAAGGAGGCCAUGCUUACCCAGAAAGACUACGAGAGUUUGUCUCUGUCAGAAGUCAGAGCAUUGCUACGGAAACAUGAGGCCUUCGAGAGUGAUCUGGCAGCGCAUCAGGACAGGGUGGAGCAGAUUGCUGCCAUUGCACAGGAACUCAAUGAGCUGGAUUACUAUGACUCACUUAGCGUCAACACUCGCUGUCAAAAAAUCUGUGAUCAGUGGGACACCUUAGGAGCCUAUACCCAGACUCGUAAGGAGAACCUCGAGCGGACAGAGAAGCAGCUGGAGUCCAUUGAUGAGUUGUACCUGGAGUAUGCAAAGAGAGCGGCGCCCUUCAACAACUGGAUGGAGGGAGCAAUGGAGGAUCUGCAGGACAUGUUUAUCGUCCACAAUAUUGAGGAGAUCCAAGGCCUGAUCACAGCCCACGAGCAGUUCAAGUCUACCUUGCCAGAUGCCAAUAAGGAGCGUGAGGCGAUUCAGGCCAUCCAUGCUGAGGUGCAAAAGAUUGCCAGUGCAAAUGGUAUCAAGCUGAGUGGACUCAAUCCGUAUACAGCCAUCACACCAGAUAGCAUAGACCGCAGAUGGGACCAGGCGCAGCAGCUGGUGCCACAGCGUGACCAGGCCCUGCAAGGUGAGCUCACCAAGCAGCAGCAGAACGACCAUCUGAGACGCAAGUUUGCCACUCAGGCUAACAAAGUCGGCCCCUGGAUACAGACAAAAAUGGAGGAAAUUAGCAGAAUAUCCAUUGAAAUGAACGGCACUCUGGAGGACCAGCUUACAAACCUGAGGAAAUACGAGCAGAACAUAAUAGAAUACAAACCCAACAUUGACCAGCUGGAGGGAGACCAUCAACUCAUCCAGGAGGCCCUCAUCUUUGACAACAAAUACACCAGCUACACAAUGGAGCACCUCCGCGUGGGCUGGGAGCAGCUGCUAACCACCACUGCCAGAACAAUCAAUGAGAUCGAGAACCAGAUCCUGACACGGGAUGCUAAGGGGAUCAGCCAGGAGCAGCUCCAUGAAUACCGCACCUCCUUCAACCACUUUGACAAGGACCACAGCGGGGCCCUGAUGGCGGAGGAGUUCAAGGCCUGUUUGAUCAGUCUGGGCUACGAUGUGGAAAACGACAAGCAGGGUGAUGCGGAGUUUGCUCGCAUCAUGGGUAUCGUGGACCCGAACAACAGCGGUGCCGUCACCUUCCAGGCCUUCAUCGACUUCAUGUCCAGAGAAACAACAGACACGGACACCGCAGACCAAGUCAUCGCAUCCUUCAAGAUCCUGGCUGGGGACAAGAACUUCAUCACAGCUGAUGAGCUGAGGAGGGAGCUGCCGCCCGACCAGGCAGAGUACUGCAUUGCCCGCAUGGCGCCCUACACGGGACCUGACGCCAUCCCCGGUGCCCUCGACUACAUGUCUUUCUCCACCGCUCUCUACGGAGAGAGCGAUCUGUAGAGAGGAGCACCGCAUUGAAGAGGGAGAGGAGGAAGGGGGAGGGAGGUAGAGAGGUCAUCUUCAUCUGUUUCCAGACACCUGAAAUCCAGCAUUUUGACUAAACGAGGAGUGUGUAUGUGUGUGUGUGUGUGCGUUUGUGUGUGCGUGCGUGCGUGCAUGCGUUCGUGUGCGUGUGCCAGUUUAGAAAUCACCACAAAUGUCAGGGUUUUUGGUUUUUCUAGACUCUCUGAACAUAUUGAAGUUAUAUUUAGCUUUGACCAAACUUUUUUUUUUUUUUUUUUUUUUACAGAAAUUUUAUGUUAACAGAAAUCAGUGAUAGUUUGUUGUAAAGAUGUUUGGAGCAGCAUGUCUCGGGGUGGGUCUUGUGACAGUUGAUCUGUAGUCCAGGUUCUCUGUACCAGCUGCCUUUUUUAGGGGGGUCAUAUUCAGGGUGGUUGCUAAUUUGGCAUUUAUGAUGUGGGGGUGGGUGCUAAUCUGAUGUUUAUAUGGGAUUGGGUGCUAAUGUAGCGUUUGAUGCGGCAUGGGUGCUAAUCUGGUGUUUGUGGCACAGGGUGGGCACUAAUCUGGCGUUUGAUGCAGGGGUGCUCUUUGGGUCAUUAUUUCGGCGACUGGGUGGUUUUUGGUUUAAACUGCGAACGGUUUGUGUGUUUGAAGCUCCAGACAGAUGUGCUGCAGGUAUUAAACGGUGUUGAGAUGAAACAUUUACCAAUAAUUCCCAUGAUGCUCUAUGAGGAGACCUCUGACCUGUCCAACCUCUGUGCUCUUUUCCUCUUCUCAUCUUUGUCCUGAUGAAUUUGUUUAAUUUCUGGAGCGGUGUGGAUGGGGUGGGGGGGUGGGGGACUCUGUGCUGUAUAUACUUAUUUUUUCAGUGCGACAAACGAGAGUCCAGGGCUUAGAGAAUCAUUGGUCGCCUGCUCUCCAGUAUGGCAACGUAGUGGCAUUUAUAAAAAAUAAUAAUAAUAAAGAAUAAAUAUACAAAACACAGAAAUUAAAAAGCUUACAAUGACAAAGACAGUUUGGGUGUUUUGGUGUAAGCUUCCAGAAGUUCUUGACUAUUUUUCAAGAUUCUUUGAAUUCGGAACAGAACCUAUGAUGGAGUUAAUGUUGGUAGUGUUUAGAUGAUGCUCGUGUUCCUGAAGGUCUUCUCCCAUGACAGACCACGCUGUUGUUCACCGUAACCUUCUCCUUCUGAUCAAGUAUUCUUCUCAGUGGCCAUCAGGGGCUUAUUGAAAAUAAAACUUUUCCUUUGUCACUGCAGUAGCCAGAGUUUAGUUGGGUUUGUUUGUUUGUUUGUUUGUUUUAUACACACUGAACAAACCUGCAGAAAUCAUAUUUGAAAUGUCACAGAUGCAUUUGAUUGGCUGAAUGAAGGUUCUUGCACUUCCUGGAUUGAGCAGUUACGUUUGUAAGAAUUCUUCUGAGAACUGUAGUGGCUCCGGACCUGUUCUCCCUCUCUCUCCCACUCCUCCCGUACCUUCCCCGUUCUUCCAUCUCCUCACUUCCUUUUUAA